Messenger RNA from Cercopithifilaria johnstoni, 303 nucleotides. The record is from the annotation of a GenBank genome assembly. NCBI's taxonomy places the organism in Eukaryota, Metazoa, Nematoda, Chromadorea, Rhabditida, Onchocercidae.
AUGGAGACAGCUUGUCUAAAUGAUGAUCCAUGCUGUAGCCUAUGGGCCAAGAAUGGUGAAUGUUUUAAUAAUAUUGCAUAUAUGAGAAUACAUUGUCGUAAAAGUUGUGGCUAUUGCAAAAGCAUUGACAAUAAACAAAGCGGUUGCAUCGAUCGUCAUAUUUCAUGUUCCAACAUGCGAUUGCAAGGUGAAUGCAUUCAAAGGAGGCAAUGGAUGGCAGAAAAUUGUCAAGCUAGUUGUGGCUGGUGUAAUAUAUCACCUCAUGAUCUAUGUAUCAGAACAGCUUUAAUUAGUCAAAUGUGA